ACCCACCCAUCUGUCAUUUGUGGUUUACCUGCCAAUGAACGUGUGGAAAGAAAACUUCCGAAGAGACCAAGCGCGUCUGAUGCAUCUUGUGAUUGUACCGUGGUUAAAGAAAUAUUAUCAAAAGGAUACCCUAUAAAAUAGUGGUACACACUAGAGGAAUCAUUUAAACGCAGAGUGUUGUGUUUAUUCGCAAGCAGCGUGGUGCCUUCUUGCGUAAACCUCAUGGAAAAUACACCAAACAUGCGCCGCAGCACAAGAUCGGCAGGAGCCCCAGCGGUGCAAUCCGUUGCGCCUACGAACAUGAUAAAACAAGAAGCUUUCGACGAUUAUGGUGCCCGUGGCCAGAUCAGGCAACCCAUUAUCGGAUCCUUCCAGGAACCAACUUCAUCGAACUCUAACGAUGACCCAUUAGCGGUUGAAAUGGAUAUUGGCAACACGGGCAUCACAUUUCAGGACGCAUUUUUCAAUGUGCAAGGAGAUUACAUCAAACACGAGAGCUUGGCACCGGAUGAAAUUGAUGACAGUGGCGAGCCGGUCGGUUCAAGCACCAAAAGAAGAAGAAACACCAACGAAACAGAUUCGGGCGAUGAUUCGGGACUAUCGAGAAAUGUGCAGCAAAGUGGUGUUAAGGUGGGAAGAACCCCGAGUAGUAUAUGGCAGCACUUUAAAAAGAUGCCGAACGCAGGAUUGUGUAUGUACUGCGGUGGGGUUUUUCGCUCGAAAGGCUCCAGUUCCAACUUGAAACGCCACCUGGAAAGAAAGCACCGUGAAAUGAUCGGGACGGACGCACCGCAAGGCAACCAAAACAGGGUGGAGCUCAGAACAAGCAGAAGGGAGGUGGAGGAGGAGGAGGAGGAGGAGGGAUGCGAUACAGGGCCAGAAUUGUCAGCAGUAGGAGCCGGUCCGAAUCAUAAUCCUCCGUAUGCUUCGCGAAACGGAUUCAAUUCACCGGGCACGAUGCAACCAUCUGACCGAUCGCUGGUGGUCGCAAGCAACGAAACGGCCGACGAAUGCCUGCUGCAAUUAAUUUGCCAGGAGUGUCUACCGCUCUCGCUGGUAGAGAGUGAAGCAUUUAAGCGCUAUUCUUAUGCGCUCAAUCCCAACUACACUAUACCGAGCCGUAAAGCUAUGAAGCACGCUCUGCUGAAUCAGAAGUACGUAGCGAGCCUCAAUAGGGUCAAGCGCACGAUGGCAAACGCAACGCAGGUGGCGCUAACGCUAGACGAAUGGGUCAAUUUGGAUGGUAACAGUUUUUACGCACUGACGGCACACUACAUCGAUCCCAGCUGUGCCAUGUGCUCGAGUUUGCUGGAGUGUUCGGAAUUUUCCGUAACUCAUUCGGACAGUGACGUCGCACAGUGGAUGGGUAAGGUGAUGGAGGAUUUCAACCUAACCGGCAAGGUGGCGGCGAUAGUAACGGAAAAGCGGCCAGUACUGAUGUCUGCGGUACGCAAGCUAAAUCUAAAGCAUAUGCCCUGUUUCGCGCGUACACUGAACGCAAUCAUUAUCCACUCGAUUGACGAAACGAUCGGUACCACCGUCGACGAGAUUAAGCGCAUCGUGACGUACUUCGAGAAGAGCAGUGCAGCCACUAACAAACUGACAGAGAUACAACGGGAAAUGAACCUUCCGCAGCUGAAGCUGAAGCAUGACGUACGAUCACGGUGGAACUCAACGUACGAGAUGAUGGAACGGUUUUACAUGAACAAAGUUCCGCUGCUCGCCUGUCUGGAGACACUGCGCAUAGGGUGUGCGCUGCAAGCCAACGAUUGGCUCGUCAUGGAGCAAAGCAUUAAGGUAUUGCAAAAUUUCACCUGUGCCAUCAAAAUAGUAUCGUCGGCCAAAAGUGUGCUGCUGUCGCAGAUGGGUCUGCUGGUGAAAAUUUUGAUCGAAAAAACGUCCACCCUAAUAGCGGGUGCAGAUUGGCAGCAUUCGGUGCUCCGUCUGGCACGCUCGCUGGUGACGGCGCUUUCCGAACUGUUCAAACCCAUCUCGAUCUCGACCGGUGCGUUUAUCAAUCAAUCGAUGCUGCUGGAUCCACGGAUGAAGCGGCAAAGCUUUGAAAACGAGGAACAAAAGUACCAGCAAACGUACGACGGGCUCAUUGAGCUGUUGGUACCGUUUUGCCAGCAGUCUUCUAGCAACAGCAGCAGUAGCAGCAGCAGCAGCACCACCAUCACCACCACCGCCGCACAGAACGCCGCCACCGCCAUUACCGAUCCUUACCAUCAGCAACUGUUUGGCGAUUUUGCCAGCAAGGUGUGUUCGGAGCGCGCAACAAUCAGCCCGACCGUGGUCGCGCAAACGGAACUGGACGAUUACAUUAAAGCACCGUACAUCGGGCUGACGGACGAUCCGUUGCUGUGGUGGAAGCAGCACGAGGCAAAGUUUCCGGCACUGUUUCAACUGGUCAAGAACAUACUGUGCAUACCGGCCAGCUCGGUUCCGUGCCAGCGCGUGUUCACCACCGCGGGCCACAUUUACAAUGAGAAACGGGCCAGGCUGCAUCCAACCAAUCUUCCGCAAAGAUUGUUCCUUCAGCAGAAUGGGUUUUAAGCGGGGUUUAACCAAGGGUAGCGGCAGGUUGGGUUAGCUCAUGUUGAAUCAGACAGUGACAGGCGUAAGAAUAGUUAAGAUAAUUAUUUCUUAAAACAGUUAGAUAGACAAGAGAACCCCAGCGUGGGGUUGUACAGCGAAGCAAAUCCCGUAGCAAGGAAUUUAGCAUUUUAGGGCAGUGUUUAAGCAUAAAACCUUUAUAUACUUGACUUGAAGUAUAGUAUAGUUCUAGCUAAGUUGUCGAACCGUAUAUCGCUCCUGGCUUCUGCCACACUCAACGAGCAUAGUUUCGUUAAUCAGAGGUGUAAAUAAUGUUGUGAAUAAACCGAAGGCAGCACUGAACCGCAUUACUACUUCAUUUGCUUCACACAUCCGAGACCCUCGGUGCUUGGGGUAGCACAACUGCUUUUACUGCUGCCUAGCUAAUUUCCUUUUGCGAUUAUUCUUGCGUUGUCUAAACUCCAUUAAGACUUUUAUUUUUUUAAAUAUAAUAUCAACUAGAUUUUGAGGACGGUCUAGACGAAUUGCUUGUAUUAAAUAGAAUAGCAGAAAAUAGAAUGCUGAAAGAAUAUCGUUA
This is a messenger RNA of Anopheles stephensi (Asian malaria mosquito), 3133 nucleotides long. RefSeq names its product zinc finger BED domain-containing protein 1-like. Gene Ontology annotation, molecular function: DNA binding; protein dimerization activity. Bases 223 to 2556 code for a protein of 777 amino acids. Lineage: Eukaryota; Metazoa; Arthropoda; Insecta; Diptera; Culicidae. The transcript is spliced from 4 exons. The record is from RefSeq and is a predicted model, not a curated record.